AUGGCUUGCCGCGGGCGGAGGCCGGAGCAUGGCGGACCCCCGGAGCUGUUUUACGACGAGAAUGAAGCCCGGAAAUACGUUCGCAACUCACGGAUGAUUGACAUCCAGACCAGGAUGGCUGAGCGAGCGCUGGAGCUCCUUGGCCUGCCUGAGGGGCAGCCCUCUUUCCUGCUGGAUGUUGGCUGUGGCUCAGGGCUGAGUGGGGAUUAUCUCUCAGAAGAGGGCCACUAUUGGGUGGGCAUCGACAUCAGCCCCGCCAUGCUGGACACGGCCUUGGACAGAGACACAGAGGGAGACCUGCUUCUUGGAGACAUGGGCCAGGGCAUCCCCUUCAAACCAGGUUCCUUUGAUGGUUGUAUCAGCAUUUCUGCUGUGCAGUGGCUCUGUAAUGCUAACAAGAAGUCCGACAACCCUGCCAAGCGCCUGUACUGCUUUUUCUCCUCUCUUUAUUCCAUUCUGGCCCGUGGCGCCCGCGCUGUCCUGCAGUUGUACCCAGAAAACUCGGAGCAGUUAGAGCUGAUCACGACCCAGGCCACGAAGGCUGGUUUCACUGGGGGCGUGGUGGUGGACUACCCCAACAGUGCCAAAGCAAAGAAGUUCUACCUCUGUUUGUUUUCUGGGCCUUCGAGCUUUCUACCAAAGGGGCUGAGUGACCAAAAAGACGGAGUCGAGGACAAGGAGUCCACGUUCACGAAAGAGAGGGAAGACUGGGCAUUUGAAAGAAGGGGGACUGGUGGCCUGACUCGAGAAAGCCGCUGCCGGGUCCCGUACAAGGUGGCGAGGAGAGGGGUGGUGAAGAAGAGCCGGGAGUGGGUGCUGGAAAAGAAAGAGCGGCGCAGGCGGCAGGGCAAGGAGGUCAGGCCUGACACUCAGUACACCGGGCGCAAGCGCAAGCCCCGUUUCUAG
Messenger RNA from Orycteropus afer afer, 906 nucleotides. The record is from RefSeq and is a predicted model, not a curated record. NCBI's taxonomy places the organism in Eukaryota, Metazoa, Chordata, Mammalia, Tubulidentata, Orycteropodidae.